Molecule: messenger RNA, 2646 nt
Organism: Aphanomyces astaci
Lineage: Eukaryota; Oomycota; Saprolegniomycetes; Saprolegniales; Verrucalvaceae
Exons: 5
Coding region: 7-2319 (770 amino acids)
Biological process (GO): maturation of LSU-rRNA from tricistronic rRNA transcript (SSU-rRNA, 5.8S rRNA, LSU-rRNA); ribosome biogenesis
Cellular component (GO): PeBoW complex; preribosome, large subunit precursor
Molecular function (GO): ribonucleoprotein complex binding; protein binding
Source: RefSeq, a predicted model, not a curated record
CCGCCCAUGAUCCGGAUAAAGGAUCCAAUUCCCUCCAACAGAAUUCACUGGUUGGCUCUCUCUGCAACUGUUGAAGGAACUCCACAAUCUACAUCGAACAUGGCUAGAAAAGGACGACAAGCUGCCGUAAAGCAGCAGCCAAGCAAGCCGGCUACACCAGCGAAAAAGGCGGCUGCUGUCACUGCGUCGCGAAGUAGCGAAGGCGACACCGAGGACAGUGACGAUGAGGAGGACGACGAGGAGGACGACGAUGACGACGAUGGUGACGACGAUGGUGACGAUGAAGGUGACGACGAAGACGACGAGGAAGAAGAUGACGAAGAAGAUGACGAAGACGACGAAGACGACGAUGGGUUUGAGGACCAAGGAUCGUCCUCGGAAGACAACCACAGCGACAACGAGAACGACGACGACGACGCGUCCGACGACGAAAAGACCACCCAACGCUUUGUCGAAUCUCGUGAAAAGCAGCUGCAGCGCAUGCGCGACGAUGGGUCCCUUAAGGUGGCUUCCCAUCUGCACAUUGACGACUUGUCUUCGGACGACGAGGAAGCGCACAACACAAUCGGCAACGUGCCCCUUCGUUGGUACGAAGAGUACGACCACAUUGGGUACACCGUGGACGGGCAAAAGAUUGUCAAGCAAACCAAGACAGACGGCAUCGACGAUGCCAUCGCCGCCAAGGACGACCCGAACUACAGUCGCACUGUGUACGAUGCAUACAACGACCGCAAGGUGGUAUUGACGGAUCGCGAGUUGGAAAUCAUUCGGCGCAUGCAAUCUGGCGCGUUUGCCCACCCCGAGUUUGAUGCGCAUGCGGACUUGGUCGAAACAUUUUCGUCCGAGGUGAUGAUUCACUCGCUGGCCAACGACCAAGAGCCCAAGAGCCGGUUCUUGCCGUCCAAGUGGGAAAAGAUGAAGGUGCUCAAGAUCAUGAAGGGCAUUCGCGAAGGGCGCAUCCAAGUGGACAAGAAGCCCGACGACAAGCCCGACGUGUUCCAAAUGUGGUUUGAAGACGACCAGGAAGCCCAAGUCCGCAAGGGACCGGCGCACGUCCAGGCGCCCAAGAUGAUCCUGCCAGGUCAUGCCGAGUCGUACAACCCACCGGAGGAGUACUUGUUUACGCCGGAGGAAAAGAAGGCGUGGCUCGAACAGGACCCGUCGGACCGCGAGUUGAACUUUAUUCCGCAAAAGUUCAACUCGCUGCGCGACGUGUGUGGGUACUCCAACUUUGUGCGCGAACGCUUUGAGCGGUGCUUGGACUUGUACUUGUGCCCGCGUGUGAACAAGCGCCGGUUGAAUAUCGACCCCGAGAGCCUGGUGCCGCAGCUGCCCAAGCCCCGUGACCUCCGUCCGUUUCCCAACACGCUGGCCCUGCUCUUCAACGGCCACACGGGUCGCGUGCGGUCGCUGUCGAUGGACUCGUUGGGUCAGUACAUGGUGUCUGGAUCCGAAGACCACACCGUGCGACUGUGGGAAGUCGAGACUGGCCGGUGUUUGCACACAUGGAACGUGGGCGCGGUGGUGAUCAAGGUCGAGUGGUGCCCUAACAAGGACCAUCACGUGGUGGCGGUGGCCGCGGCCAAGAAGAUGCUUCUGAUUGCCACGGGCACGGGCAACGGCGACGAGACAGACAUUACAAACGCGCUGUUUGACUCUGACGACGUGACCAGUGCUUCGUCAGACCCCCUUGACGAAGUCGACGUGGAUGUGACAGUGGUCGACACGGCCGAAGCCGACAUCGACGACGCCGCCCGCAAGGCCCGCAUGCCUGUCAAGUGGACGUACCAUGCAGGCAAAGGCCGCCACGGGCGCGGCGUCCGCGCGGUGCUGCAUCACAGCGGCAGUGUCACAGAUGUGGCGUGGCACCACAAGGGCGACUACCUCUCGACGGUUGUGCCGGCGGCCGACUCGUCGUCAGUGCUGAUCCAUCAGCUGUCCAAGCGGUCGUCGCAGAACCCGUUCUCCAAGAAACUCGGGUCGAUUCAAGCCGUGUCGUUCCAUCCCACCAAGCCCUUCUUCUUCUUGGCCACACAAACCCACGUCCGCGUAUACAACCUCGUGCAGCAGGCCAUGGUGAAGAAGCUCAGCAGCGGCGUCAAGUGGAUCUCGUGUCUGCAUGUGCACCCGUCGGGGGAUCAUGUGCUCGUGGGCAGUUAUGACCGUCGUCUGUGCUGGUUUGACUUGGACCUGAGCUCGACGCCGUUCAAGACGCUCAAGUACCACGAAAAGGCGACCCGCGCCGUGGGCUUUCACAAGCGGUACGUGGAGAUAUUGAUGAUAUUGAUAAUGAUAUUGAUGGCAUUAGAUACCCGUUGAUGGCAUCGGCGUCGGACGACGGGACGAUUCAUAUCUUCCAUGCGAUGGUGUACUCGGACUUGAUCAAGAACCCGCUGAUUGUGCCGCUGAAAAUCCUGCGUGGCCACGAAGUCACGGGUGGUCUGGGGGUCAUGGCCCUCGCGUUCCAUCCUACUUUGGUACGAAGAUGAACCUUGUAUGAGUGAGAAUGGUUGUUGACACAUGUAUGUGGUGGUGGAUGUUGUAGCCGUGGAUUGCAAGCGGGGGCGCCGACAACACGAUCCGUCUCUUCCAGAAUAUUCACUAACUAGACUAAUGGCAUCUUAUAUACUCGAGUAAAAACCAAUA